Messenger RNA from Penicillium diatomitis, 2565 nucleotides. RefSeq lists its product as uncharacterized. Gene Ontology annotation, molecular function: glucan endo-1,3-alpha-glucosidase activity. The record is from RefSeq and is a predicted model, not a curated record. Gene Ontology annotation, biological process: mating projection tip cell wall disassembly. The coding region runs from base 1 to 2520 and encodes 839 amino acids. NCBI's taxonomy places the organism in Eukaryota, Fungi, Ascomycota, Eurotiomycetes, Eurotiales, Aspergillaceae. The transcript has 5 exons.
AUGCGCGGAGCCUCACUCCGAAAUCCAGUGAAACCAAUCACAUCCGAUAUUGUACUAGGCGAUACUUUGGAGAGCGAGUCAAUCACCUGGAAUGAUUAUGGUGAAUCGCACUAUAUCGGACCACUGCGUGAUAGAGCUAUGGAAGCCUUUGAGAUUGGCAAAGCUCCCUUCAACUACGCUACCGAUAUGCCUCACGAUGGCUGGCGAGAAACUCUUCCCUACUGGAUCGAUAUGUACAAGAAUGGAUUCGCAGAGGUUACCGAGGAGAAAAUCAUCGCUUGGUAUCGAACAACUCCUGCAGCAGCUUGCGGAAGUGGUGGUACGAGUGGUAAUACUGCCUCGCAGUUACAAAUUGAAUUUCCACCUGCAGAUCUUGUUGAAGAUCGAAUUUUCUUCUCCGCUGUUCUUAGCUCUUUCUCGGGCGCUGUGGUAUCUAUCGGAGGUGAUGCGCAGACUGUGGGCUGGUCCUUUGUCCCUGAAGAUAACGUUGGUGUCUACUUUGGUAGCGUCGCCUUCGGAGGUCGAACAGGACCUGUGACGGUGUCAUUGAUGCGGGAUAAUGUUAUAAUCGCUACAGUGAAGGGUAAGUCUAUCUCGGGAAGCUGUCCAAAUGGCAUUCAAAAUUGGAACGCCUGGGUUGGUAGCGCGAUAACAGGGCGCUCAGUAUCGGCCCAAACGACUGUCCUGCUUAUGGACCAGAAGUGUAUGAAUGGCACUGGCAGUUACAACUUCGGCGGUCUCUGUGAGUAUGCCUGUUCCUAUGGUUACUGUCCACUUGGAGCUUGUACUUGCACCAAGAUGGGCAUCGGCAAUCAGAAGCCAAAUUCGACGGGCGUUGUAGGGUACCCGAUUGCAGGAGAGGGUGCCAGCUACAGUGGUCUUUGCAACUUCGAUUGCAAUCUCGGUUUCUGUCCUCCCACGGCAUGUGGACUGGUCGAGGUGCCCCUUUCGACGCCUUCUGUCUCGCCAUUCUUGCCUCCAGCGUGCACUGCGGGCACGGGUGCCGGCAACCUCGCCGGUCUCUCGCAAGGAGCAGUCAAUGUCAUGAGCCCUACGACCAAGAUGAGCGGACAGGCUGCCCCUGGACAAGACCCGGCAAUCUACGGCCCACUGUGUGAAUACACGUGUCAGCGUGGAUACUGUCCCGAGGGCGCCUGUGUGCCGCAUGCUGGAAGCUCCACUGGAUCAGGGUCGGGCUCUCAUUCCGGAGAUGGCGACGUCUAUAUCUCACCGUCCAUUUGGGGUCAUGCUUCACCCGUGAUACAAUGCGAGCCACCAUGUUCAAUUAUCUUGCCGCCCAUUCCUCUGGAAACACCAUCGAUCAUUGAGAUUCCGCCAUGGGUCAUUCCUGUCGAGCAAAGCCGCACAAGAACCAGAACCUCAACCGGCGAAGACGGCACGACAACAACCUACCACGGCUAUAAUGUGACAACAAUCACUAUCACAGUGACGAUUCCUGAUAUCACGCUCCAUUCAAUCCCUCUCUGGGGAGUGUCAGUCAACGGCAGCCAAACUGCGAAUUCCACAAUCACUCUGACGAGCAGCGUCUCCUUACCUCACAUUGUUUACGUUUUACCACCGGUGCAGGGCGAUCCUACUUCAACACGCAGCACGACAACGCUCAUCCCACCCCCUUAUCCGUGGUCCCAGAUUGCAAAGGAAACGGGUGCGAAUAGCAAGACACCUACGCCGGUUUGGACUUCUGGGCCUCCUACUCCAACGGUGUCGAAGGGAAGCCCAGGUGCUGGAAAGAGUUGCGCACCGUUCUGCAGAGGUCCCUGCCUACUUUGCCCUCCGGCGGGGGCUGAUACAGUUGGUGGGAGCGGUGGUGGCUCAGAUGGCUCAGAGGAGAAUUGCAGCACUGACACCGCUGAAGUCUGUUCAACCGCUUGCGUCGCCGGAUCUGAGUGUACUUUCGAUUGUACAACAACAACUGGAUGUUCCGUGACGGCGUCAUCGACCAAAAUUGUUGGCACUCCCGCACCUGGCGUUGCAAUUACCAUGUCGCCCCACCCAGCAGAAACUCCCGAUCCCUCAGCUGCUCUCAGCAUAGCAAGUGAACUUGAACCAACCUUGGCUUCAAAGUUUGGCACGUUGUCUGUCAUUAGCGGAGCCUUGUCCUCCCCAACUCCGACGGGUGCUGCCCCCAUGAACGGCCCGUACCCAGGUGUGAUCAUCCUCAGUUACUAUGUGGACAAGCACUCAGGUGUCGGCCAAUGGGACUUGUACCAAACGUACUCCAACGGACCUGGGAGAGAUACGUGUCCGGAGGUCGACAAGCCGGACUUUGUCAUGAAGGACGGUGCCUUCUUUGGGAUUCAUGAUGGGACUGGAGGUUUCAAGGCAUUUGGCUCAACAUGUACCUACAAGGGGACCAGCUUACCGGGUUCUUCCGACCCAAGUGAGGCAACUGGCAGGUUUGUGUGCGACGGAUAUCGUGACGCUGAUUGCCACGGGUGGAUGAGCGAUGGAGGCUCCUGCUCGCAGGGCUGGCUUGAGCAUUAUACUAUUUUGGAAUGAAUGCUGGGCGUUACGGGCAUUGGCAAAGCCGACGAAGUCACCUGA